Molecule: messenger RNA, 9312 nt
Organism: Loxodonta africana (African savanna elephant)
Lineage: Eukaryota; Metazoa; Chordata; Mammalia; Proboscidea; Elephantidae
Exons: 3
Coding region: 1-813 (270 amino acids)
Source: RefSeq, a predicted model, not a curated record
AUGAAUGUCCGCCAGUGGCCCGGUGUCAGCGUCUGGUAUAAAGGAUUCGGGACUGUGCCUGAGGCAGAAGGCAGCCUAGGUCUGCGGGCCUUGGUUUCCCCUCUGGCAGAGGGAGCAGGUGGGGGGCGGGGUGGGCAGGCCCCCAUCCCCCAGCUUGGCCCGCAAACCCGCCCCGGGCAGAGUAGGGACCUGGGCGCAGCCCUGGACACGGCCUUUCUCCCCAAGCCCUUCAAGCCCCCAGGCCCGAGGGCACUCCGCAGCUGGAUCCCGUGGCUGGACCCCCCUCCCCCGCUGCAAAGCCAUGGGGAUGCAAAUUUCCCGGACCAGCUGCGUCUCCCGGGCCAGAGGCUCCCUCUCGCAGCCCGUAGAGUGGCUGCAUCCGCCCGCCCCCACGCAGCGUCCGCCCCCGAGGAUCACUCGGGAUGGGGUAAGCUGGAGGGGGCGACGCGAGCUGCUAACCCAACGUCCGGACUCUCCAACCUCUGGAGCCCACGGGAUGCUGGGACUGGGACCCGCACUCCUGGUGCCUUCCCUCCACACCUUCGAGGGGCCAGGCUUGUUCAGUCUGGGAGCUGGUCCCUCCACCCAGCUGCCGGAGUUUCAUACCUUUCAGAGAACACGGCAGGGAAAGCAGCACGAACACCGUCCGCUCUAAGGCGCGCCAUCCGGCCCGGACCCCUCACCACCCGUCCCAGCGCUUCCGGGAGUAACUGGCUAGAUGGCGUGGAACAUGGCUGCUGGCCCGGCCCAGCGGCCCGGGUGUGGGGCGGGCGUGGGGGGGGUUGGGCCUCCAGAGGGAAGGGUGGGGUCUAGAAGCAAGGAGAAUGCCAAGGUGUGCGGGGUGAGGAGACGGGGAGACGUCAGGAGAGGGCCCUCUCGCGUGCAGAGUUAAGUAUUGGAGGUGCAACGGUUAAGUGCUUGGCUAACUGAAAGGUGGGCCGUUGGAACCCACCAGCUCAAGGGUUGAAAAGAUCUGGAGAUGGGCUCCCGUAAAGAUUCUAACCAAACAAAAUCCAAACCAGUUGCUGUUGAAUCAAUUCCGACUCAUAGUGACCCUAUAGGGCAGAGCAGAACUGCCCCAUAGGGUUUCUAAGACUAUAAGUCUUUACAGAAGCAGACUGCCAUGUCUUUCUGCAAAGAACCAACUGGUAGAUUCGAACUGUCCACCCUUUGGUUAGUGGCCAAGCUCUUAACCACGGGGCCACCAGGGCUGUGCCAUAAAGACUGCAACCUAGGAAACCUUGUGAGGCAGUUCUAAGUUGUCAUACAGGGUUGAUAUGAGUCAGAAUCUCUUGAUGGCACACAACCAUGAUUGUACUAAGAAAAAUUCCUCCAAGCAGCUGUCUACAUGACCCCUGAAGCACACAUGCAUGCACGCUAUCAAAGCAGUGCGGCCAAAGACAGGAAAUUGGAAAAGAGACAUUAUAGAGUGGGCAGUGAAAAGGGAUUUCUGAGGGACAUGCAGCUCAAGCAGAGGAGGUAGCAUACAACUAAAUGCCCUUCUCCUUCUAUUGUUCAAUGGUCUUGAGAAAGAAUGUGUCCCAGGAAUUAACUGUAGCCCAGGAGAUCUUGAAGACAGCAAAUACAGAGGACCAGUCAGGAUGCUUCUGCAGUGGUCAGGGUGAGGAGUGAUGGUGGUAGUGCAGGUGGGAACAGUGGGCAGGCUUGAGGUGUACUUUGGAGCUUGAGCUGCCAAGAAUUGCUGGUGGAUCAGAUGUAUGGGAUGAGGGGAACGGAGAAUCAAAGGUGACUUCUAGAAUUCAGGCUACCAUGAGCGCAUGGUCACCAGAGCUAUUCUCUACCAUGUGGAAAACCAUGGAGGAACAAACUUGAGAAAAUGACCAAACGAUUUUUUCUGGACAUGUUAGAUUUGGAUGUCUGAGGUCAUCCAAGUGUGAAGAACAGUUCCCAGCUGUGGAUACCACUCAGAGGUAGAGUAGUUCCUGAAGCACACAUGCAUGCACGCUAUCAAAGCAGUGCGGCCAAAGACAGGAAAUUGGAAAAGAGACAUUAUAGAGUGGGCAGUGAAAAGGGAUUUCUGAGGGACAUGCAGCUCAAGCAGAGGAGGUAGCAUACAACUAAAUGCCCUUCUCCUUCUAUUGUUCAAUGGUCUUGAGAAAGAAUGUGUCCCAGGAAUUAACUGUAGCCCAGGAGAACUUGAAGACAGCAAAUACAGAGGACCAGUCAGGAUGCUUCUGCAGUGGUCAGGGUGAGGAGUGAUGGUGGUAGUGCAGGUGGGAACAGUGGGCAGGCUUGAGGUGUACUUUGGAGCUUGAGCUGCCAAGAAUUGCUGGUGGAUCAGAUGUAUGGGAUGAGGGGAACGGAGAAUCAAAGGUGACUUCUAGAAUUCAGGCUACCAUGAGCGCAUGGUCACCAGAGCUAUUCUCUACCAUGUGGAAAACCAUGGAGGAACAAACUUGAGAAAAUGACCAAACGAUUUUUUCUGGACAUGUUAGAUUUGGAUGUCUGAGGUCAUCCAAGUGUGAAGAACAGUUCCCAGCUGUGGAUACCACUCAGAGGUAGAGUAGUUUUCUGGGUUCUAAGAAUUUGGAGAUCAUCAGCCUAUAGCUGAUUUGAAAGCCACUGGUGGUGCGAUGAUUAUGCAUUUGGGUGCUACCAAAAGGUCUGCAGUUUGAAUCUACCAGUCACUCCUUGGAAACCCUGUGGGGAAGCUCUACUCUGUCCUAUAGGGUCCCUAUGAGUCAGAAUCCACUCGACAGCGACUUUUUUGUUUUGUUUUAAUACUAAGCUCAGAAAAGUUGUGUGUCAGGGUUGUAUUUUUUCACAAUACUUAUUCAAGCAGUUCGAAUCUACCAGCCACUCCUUGGAAACCCUAUGGGUCAAUUCUACUCUGUCCUUUAGGGUUGCUAUGAGAUAGAAUCGACUCAACAGCAAUGAACUUAGUCUUAGAGGAGCCCUUUGUCUGUCAAAGCUGAGAGUUUUACUUCAUACUUUUUAAAACUGCCAUGUCUCAUGUUACGUGGCUACCCUUACAGGAGCAUUUUUGGUGCUAACUUGACUUGUUCUUGGUGAAGGGCUCUGUAUUCAUUUUCUAGGGCUGCCAUAGUAAAUUACCAAAAACUCAGUGUCUUUAAAAAAACAUAUAAUCCAAACAGUCCAAAAAGCUGGAUUAUAUGAAGAAGAAGGGGCCUCAGGAUUGGAGGAAGACUCAUUAACAGCCUAGACAUGCAGAUGACACAACCUUGCUUACUGAAAGUGAAGACGACUUGAAGCACUUACUGAUGAGGAUCAAAGACUUCAGCCUUCAGUAUGGAUUACACUUCAACAUAAAGAAAACAAAAAUCCUCACAACUGGAACAAUAAAAAAAUCACAGUAAACAGACAAAAUACUGAAGUCGUCAAGGAUUUCAUUUUACUUGGAUCCACAAUCAACACCCAUGGAAGCAGCCGUCAAGAAAUCAAACGACAUAUUUUAUUGGGCAAAUCUGCUACAAAAGACCUCUUUAAAGUGUUAAAAAUCGAAGAUGUCACUUUGAGGACUAAGGUGUGCCUGAACCAAGCCAUGAUAUUUUCAAUCGCCUCAUGUGCAGCUAAAGCUGGACAAUGAAUAAGGAAGGCAAAAGAACAGAAACUUGAAUUAUGUUGUUGGUGAAGAAUAAUGAAUAUACCAUGGACUGCUAGAAGAAUGAACACACCUGUCUUGGAAGAAGUACAGCCAGAAUGCUCCUUAGAAAGGUGGGUGGCAAGACUUGGUCUCACGUCCUCUGGACAUAUUAUCAGGAGGAAUCAGUCCCUGGAAAAAGACAUUGUGCUUGGUAAAGUAGACGGUCAGUGAAAAAGACAAAGAUCCUCAAUGAGACAGAUUGAGACGGUGGCUGCAACAGUGGGCUCAAACAUCGCAAUGAGAAAGGCCCAGGGCUGGGCACUGUUCCGUUCUGUUGUACACAGGGUCGCUAUGAGUUGGAACUGACCCAACAGCACCUAACAACAACAUCAUAAACACACUAGAUCUCCUGGGGAUAGAAUGUCAUAUUCAGUGUAGAAUAGAUAGAGUUUCUUUGUUUGUUUGUUUACCAUAUUUACUAUCACUUACAUUUGAUAACUUCCACAUUCUGUUGGAUCGCUUUUCUUUGGAAUGGAUACAAACGUGCAUCUCUUGCAGUCUGUUGGCCAGGUAGCUAGCUUCCAAAUUUCUUUGCAUAGUGGAGUGGGCAUGAACAGUGCUGCAUCUGUUCGUUGAACCAACUCAGUGGGUAUUCUGUCAGCUCCUGGAGCCUUGUUUUUCACCAGUGCCUUCAGUGUAGCUUGGACUUCUUGCUUCACUACUACCAGUUCUUGAUCAUAUGCCACCUCAUGAAAUGACUGAAAGUUGACCAUUUCUUUUGGUACUGUGACUCUGUGUAUUCUUUCCAUCUUUUGUGUGUGUGCUUUAAGUGAAACUUUACAAAUCAAGUCAGUCUCUCAUACAAAAAUUAGUAUACAGCUUGCUAUGUACUCCUAGUUCCUCUCCCACUAAUGAGACAGCACACUCCUUCUCUCAGCCCUGUAUUCCCCAUGUCCAUUCAGCCACUUUCUGUCCCCCUCUGCCUUCUCAUCUCCCCUCCAAACGGGAGCUGCCCACAUAGUCUCAUGUGUCCACUUGAGACCAGAAGGUCACUCCUCACCACUAUCAUUUUCCAUGCUAUAAUCCAGUCCAAUCCCUGUCUGAAGAGUUGGCUUUGGGAAUAGUUCCAGUCUUGGGCCAACAGAAGGUCUGGGGAUCGUGACCUCUAGGGUUCCUCUAGUCUCAGUCAGAUCAUUAAGUCUGAUUUUUUUAUGGGACUUUGAGGUCUGCAUCUCACUGCUCUCGUGCUCCGUCAGGGAUACUCUGUUUCGUUCCCUGUCGUAGCAGUCUUCAGUUGUAGACGGGCACCAUCUAGUUCUUCUGGUCUCAGGCUGAUGUAGUCUUGGAUUUACGUGGCCAUUUCUGUCUUUUGGACUCAUAAUUACCUUGUAUCUUUGGUGUUCUUCAUUCUCCUUUGCUCCAGGUGGGUUGAGACCAAUUGAUGCAUCUUAGAUGGCCGCUUGAUAGUGUUUUUAAGACUGCAGACGCCACUCACCAAAGUGGGAUGCAGAAUGUUUUCUUAAUAGAUUUUAUUAUGCCAAUUGACCUAGAUGUCCCCUGAAAACAUGGUCCCCCUACUGCUGCCCCUGCUACUCUGACCUUUGGAGCUUUUGGUUUAUUCAGGAAACUGCUUUUGGUUUAGUCCAUUUAUGCUGACCUCUCCUUUAUUGUAUGAUGUCUUUCCCUUCACCUAAAAUAGUUCUUGUCUACUAUCUCAUUUGCGAAUAUCCUUCUCCCUCCCUUUCUCCCCACCCUCAUAACCAUCAAAGAAUAUUUUCUUCUCUGUUUAAACUAUUUCUUGAGUUCUUAUAAUAGUGGUCUCAUACAAUAUUCGUCCUUUUGCAACUGACUAAUUUCACUCAGCAUAAUGCCCUCCAGAUUCCUCCAAGCUAUGAAAUAUUUCACGGAUUCAUCAUUGUUCUUGAUCUAUGUGAAGUAUUCUAUCGUGUGAAUGUACCACAAUUUAUUUAUCCAUUCAUCUGUUGGUGGGCACCUUGGUUACUUCCAUCUUUCUCCUAUUGUAAACAGUGCUGCAAUGAACAUGGUUGUGCAUAUAUCUGUUCAUAUAAAGGCUCUUAUUUCUCUAAGAUAUAUUCCAAGGAGUGGGAUUGCCAUAUGCUAUGGUAGUUCUAUUUCUAGCUUUUUAAGGAAGUGCCAGAUUGAUUUCCAAAGUGGCUGCACCAUUUUAAACUCCCACCAGCAGUGAAUAAGUGUUCCAGUCUCUCUACAACCUCUCGAACAUUUAUUAUUUUGUGAUUUGGGAUUAAUGGCAGCCUUGUUGGAGUGAGAUGGUAUCUCAUUGUAGUUUUGAUUUACAUUUCUCUAACGGCUAAUGAUUAUGAGCAUUUCCUCAUGUAUCUGUUACCUGCCUGAAUGUCUUCUUCGUUGAAGUGCCUAUUCCUAUCCUUUGCCCAUUUUUAAAAUGGAUUAUUUGUCUUUUUGUUAUUGAGUUUUUGCAAUAUCAUGUAGAUUUUAGAGAUCAGAUGCUGAUCGGAAAUGUUAUAGCUCAAAACUGUUUCCCAGGCUGUAGGCAAUCAGUUUACUCUCCUGGUGAAGACUUUGGAUGAGCAUAAGUGUUUGAUUUUUAGGAGUUACCUAAUUUCUCUUUGGGUACUUGUACAUUGUUAGUAAUGUUUUUUGUUACAAUCCCACCCUAAUCCUCUUUAACAUAAAAUUACAAUCACAAAAUGGAGGACAACUACAGAACACUGGGAAUCAUGGCCUAACCAACUUGGUACACACAUUUUUCGGGGGGGACAUAAUACAAUCCAUGACAUCCACCUUUUAGUAUAUUUUGGGGACUGGCUCUUUUAGUCAGAAACAGGUUGAAUAAAAGUGCUUACUUACCAGCAGUUUCCCGACAGUGUUGGUGACGGAUCCCCAGUUGGAUACACACAAUCACACUGACUGCAUUUGCGGUGCCUCAGCAAGUCCCACUUGCCUUCGUAACACUGAUCUCUAGAACAAAACACAGCUCUGUAAGCAAGUCAGUUAAAAAUAAAGGCAUUGGAUAUUGAACAUCACUAAAGACAUAAGUGCAUAUUGGUUCUGUGUUGGUUGCCAGAAUCUAAUUCUCUUAAUUAAUUCAUAUUUUUUGUAGAUAUUUUUCUUGCUCCAUAUACCCAGAGUUCUGUGUACAUAUAAUGAACAUUCUACACGUAGGUUUCUCACAAAUAUUACCCAAUGUCAUUCAUUUUUUUGACCAUUCACUCAAUGUUCAAGAAUAAAUUGAAGUAUAGGAAAUAUUCUUAUGGUUAUUUAACUCUAAGGAUGAAGAAAUUGCAUAGCGGGUCUUGGCUCCCUUUAGAAAUUCUCUACCUGAUGCAGUUCCACACAGCAACACGGACCUUCAUCUCAGCACAGGAAGAAAGACAGCUUUGUCUCAAUAUCUGCCACUGCUCUUCACCUUCUACUAAGGAAACUCAGGAAUCAAAUAUUUUAUACUGUCCAGCAAUGCUUACACUGUAAGUAUAAAGUGGGAGCCAUUAUAACGUUAAGGGAAAUAUCAUUGAUACAAUGUUGGCUUUUUAAUUAGGCAGAUUUGUCUUUGUAAUCCCACUCUGCCCUUAAUUGGCUGAUGACUUUAAGUAUGCUUCUUUACUUUCCGUAGCCUUGAUUUACUCACCCACAGAAUGGGACGAUGACCUUCAUCUGGAAAGAAUAUACAUAUAUACAUAUAUACAGACGUAUGAAGCUUACUUCUGACAAUACUAACAAAUAUUGCUAUUUUUUUUUUUUUUGCCUUCUUUACUCCAAGCUUCUAGACGGUUUACUCAGUUACAUUUCCUUCCUUCCUUUCUUCUUUCUUUCUAUGCUGCCUCUUUUUUUUUCCCUUUCAGUUUUAUUGUGAAUUCAUAAACGCUAGGUUGAAUUUCAGUGUUUAUAUGCUAUUGGGGGUAUGCAUAUAAGUAAGCAAAUUUAGCUUCCUGAAAUUGAAAUGUAGGUAAUUCCUGCACUGUCUGCCUCACAUGACAUGCGAAAGUUAUUUAAAAUAGUAAGAAAAUAUAAAUAUGUUACUUAUUAUCUAUUGAAUCCAUACAUCAGGCUAGAUAAUUUAACUGUCAUGUUGAAGUGAUAAAUUUAUAAAUAUAGAUAUUAAUAUUUUGUUAUUAAUGUAAGAAGAGUAAGUUAGACACCUAAUAUGAAGAGCAGGUAAGGAUUUCAAAAGGAUUGGUUCUCAGAAGAGUAGGACUAGAACAGUAAUAAACAAAAGGUAAAAUAUGUUCGUAGCAGGAACAUACAGAAGGUUGCUUCUACAAUGGUGUUUAAAAUAGAAUAAUGUAUAUUUGAUUAGACAAUCAUUUAUGGGAAUAAAAAGAUUAAGAAAAUUUAUCCUUACCUGCAAAAUCUUAGAACCGAAAAACCAAACCAAACCCAGUGCCGUCGAGUCGACUCCACUCCUACUCAUGGCGACCCUAUAGGACAGAGUAGAACUGCCCCAUAGAGUUUCCAAGGAGCGCCUGGAGGAUUCAAACUGCUGACCCUUUGGUUAGCAGCUGUAGCACUUAACCACUAUGCCACCAGGGUUUCCACAAAAUCUUAGAAGCAGCAACAUAUUCAUCAUAUUUCAUCCAGAACAUUCCUGAUGUCCUGCAGUCAUGCAUUUAAAGUCAUUUUUGCAGAAACAUUCAUUUUUAUAGCUACUUACCUUCCUGGUGAUUACAUCAUUGGCUCAUAAAGACGAGAAAAAGAACCAAAUGCAAUUUGGCUGUCUUGACUGGGUCCCAAAGAAGACUAUUAAGUUAAACAAAUGAAUAGAAACAUCUUAAAUAAGCAAUAUCUUCUAUGUGCAACUGCUUGUGUGUGGCACCAGGAAAAUAAACACUAAUCAAGGUAAUUUUAAUUCCCAGUGAAAUGAAACAUCAUAUGGAAACAUGGGGAUUUUACUCUCCCUUGAUAAUUAUAUCAUCUAGAAUCAUCUCAUGUGAGAUUUUUAUCAUAAAGGAAGGGUCCAUGGAAAGGAGAUGCCUGACUGGAGCCCGCUGUGGAUUAUUCUUAAUUGCCUCUCCACUCUCACAUUCCCAAAAGGAAGGAGGAUAUCAGGGCUUAAUAUGACUCAAGUACAGCAUGAAAAAAUGGAAUAUGUUUGCAAAUGUCAACACAACUAUUUGUAAAAUAAUUAGAUAUUUAUUAAAUCAUUUUGUGAGAAAUGAAGUGGCUCUGAUCAGACUUAAAUAAAUGGGUUGACUAAUUUUUUUUUUGUUGUUAAUAUUUGAAUGUACCAUGCAACUAGGUUGAUGGAAGUUGUAUAUAAAAGUUAUCCAAAUCACUCAGUAGGAUCAUUUCAAAGAAUCUGAAAAAAGUUAGGAAAAUAAAUUUGAAAUACUGUGGCACUAUGAGUCAACCAGAAUUACAGAGCGUUCAGUAAAUUGGAGUAAAAAAAGAACUGAAGGUAUCAUUUUCAAGUCGAUUGUUGUUAGGUGCCAUCAAGUCUGUUCUGACUCAUAGCCAAACUAUGUAUCACAGAACAAAACACUGCCUGGUCCUGUGCCAUUCUUACAAUCGUUACUAUGCUUGAGCCCAUUGUCGCACCCACUGUGUCAGUCUCUCUCUUUGAGGGUCUUCCUUUUUUUCCACUGAUCCUGUACUGUACCAAGCAUGAUGUCCUUCUCCAGGAACUGAUCUUUCCUGACAACAUGUCCAAAGUAUGUAAGACACAGUCUCGCCAUCCUUGCUUCUAAGGAGCAUUCUGGUUGUACUUCUUCCAAGACAGAUUUGUUCCUUCUCUUGGCAGUGCAUUCAAUAUU